Messenger RNA from Mandrillus leucophaeus (drill), 2131 nucleotides. RefSeq names its product 6-phosphofructo-2-kinase/fructose-2,6-biphosphatase 1 (gene PFKFB1). The record is from RefSeq and is a predicted model, not a curated record. Gene Ontology annotation, biological process: fructose 2,6-bisphosphate metabolic process; fructose metabolic process. Bases 261 to 1700 code for a protein of 479 amino acids. Lineage: Eukaryota; Metazoa; Chordata; Mammalia; Primates; Cercopithecidae. The transcript is spliced from 14 exons. Gene Ontology annotation, cellular component: cytosol; 6-phosphofructo-2-kinase/fructose-2,6-biphosphatase complex. Gene Ontology annotation, molecular function: fructose-2,6-bisphosphate 2-phosphatase activity; ATP binding; 6-phosphofructo-2-kinase activity.
CACAGCCCUUGGAGUUCAGAGGCCUCUCCUGACCUCUGCCCAACCUCUUGCUCUCUGCACCCAAUACCCCUAGUACAUACAGGAGCAGAGGCAGGCUAGGACCAGAGGAAAGAGGAGAGGGGACUGAAGACAGACUUUGAGAGGGCUUAGAAACCCAGUGCACCCCCCGUCCCAGCUCUGUCCACUUGCUGCUGUGACCACAGUGAGGGAAAAGACAGCUAGUAAGAUAGGAAGUGAGGCCGGGUACCUUGUGGGCAGUGAUGUCAUUAGCUGCGACUCCUAAGAUGUCUCCAGAGAUGGGAGAGCUCACCCAAACCAGGUUGCAGAAGAUCUGGAUUCCACACAGCAGCGGCAGCAGCAGGCUGCAUCGGAGAAGGGGCUCAUCCAUACCCCAGUUUACCAAUUCCCCCACGAUGGUGAUCAUGGUGGGUUUACCAGCUCGAGGCAAGACUUAUAUCUCCACGAAGCUCACACGAUAUCUCAACUGGAUAGGAACACCAACUAAAGUAUUUAAUUUAGGCCAGUAUCGACGAGAGGCAGUGAGCUACAAGAACUAUGAAUUCUUUCUUCCAGACAACAUGGAGGCUCUGCAAAUCAGGAAGCAGUGCGCCCUAGCAGCCCUGAAGGAUGUUCACAACUAUCUCAGCCGUGAAGAAGGUCAUGUCGCGGUUUUUGAUGCCACCAACACUACCAGAGAACGGCGGUCACUGAUCCUGCAGUUUGCAAAAGAACAUGGUUACAAGGUGUUUUUCAUUGAGUCCAUUUGUAAUGACCCUGGCGUAAUUGCAGAAAACAUCAGGCAAGUGAAACUUGGCAGCCCCGAUUAUGUAGACUGUGACCGUGAAAAGGUUCUGGAAGACUUUCUAAAGAGAAUUGAGUGCUAUGAGGUCAACUACCAACCCUUGGAUGAGGAACUGGACAGCCACCUGUCCUACAUCAAGAUCUUCGACGUGGGCACACGCUACAUGGUGAACCGAGUGCAGGGUCACAUCCAGAGCCGCACAGUCUACUACCUCAUGAAUAUCCACGUCACACCUCGCUCCAUCUACCUAUGCCGUCAUGGUGAGAGUGAUCUCAACCUCAGAGGCCGCAUCGGAGGUGACUCUGGCCUCUCAGUUCGUGGCAAGCAGUAUGCCUAUGCCCUGGCCAACUUCAUUCAGUCCCAGGGCAUCAGCUCCCUGAAGGUGUGGACCAGUCACAUGAAGAGGACCAUCCAGACAGCUGAGGCCCUGGGUGUCCCCUAUGAGCAGUGGAAGGCCCUGAAUGAGAUUGAUGCGGGUGUCUGUGAGGAGAUGACCUAUGAAGAAAUCCAGGAACAUUACCCUGAAGAAUUUGCACUGCGAGACCAAGAUAAAUAUCGCUACCGCUAUCCCAAAGGAGAGUCCUAUGAGGAUCUGGUUCAGCGUCUGGAGCCAGUGAUAAUGGAGCUAGAACGACAGGAGAAUGUACUGGUGAUCUGCCACCAGGCCGUCAUGCGGUGCCUCCUGGCCUAUUUCCUGGAUAAAAGUUCAGAUGAGCUUCCAUAUCUCAAGUGCCCUCUGCACACAGUGCUGAAACUCACUCCUGUGGCUUAUGGCUGCAAAGUGGAGUCCAUCUACCUGAAUGUGGAAGCCGUGAACACACACCGGGAGAAGCCUGAGAAUGUGGACAUCACCCGGGAACCUGAGGAAGCCCUGGAUACUGUCCCUGCCCACUACUGAGCCCUUUCCAAGAAAGUGUCCUCAUCGCCUUCCACCUUUAGGAAAUGCUAUCCUUGCUCUUCUCCUACUCUGCCUUGGCCUCACUGAGGUACUCCACCGCCAGUGAAGAAGUCCUCCGCAACUCCCAAACAAGCCUCACUUACUGGCCGCAACUAAGGAGCUAUCUAGCUCUGGAUGAAACUUUCUUUCUUAAUUCCUAUUCUCUGACGAAUAAAGACUUACUGCCUACAAGAGGAGAGGAGGAGGUCAUGGCGAGGCUUUUCCAAUUGUUCUCAAGGUACUGAUCCUAAUCCUGACCCAGCUCUGCUGCUAUGAGGGCAUGGAACAGGUAAGGAUUUCCUGGAGGGAAAAGUUCUACAGUAGCACCUCCAAAGAUGGGGGAGAAGAUAGGUGCCUGUGAGUUCCUGUGGGCCUUGUUCCAGCAAGGUGGC